AUGCACCGAAUACUUUUGCUUGCCGUCCUAGGGGUAGCGAACGCUUACCCAGUAUUAUUCGAUGAACCUUUACAUGCAGGGAUCGAAUAUGCACCCCUGGCUCCAGCAGUACACUCCCACCCUUCUGUAGAACUUAACGCAGCGAGCGAAGCACAACUUCCAAGGGAACUUCUUAAAUCAAAUGCCUUUUAUGAUAACCCCGCAAUUGCUGCUGGCUUGGCGAAAGAAUCAUGGUUUACUAAUAAGGAAAUGCAGGUAGUUGAGCGUGAGGCUGAAAAGAUACCGAGACAGAGGAUCUAUGACAUGGUGAAAGGUGCUGGCUUCCUUGAUCAGCACUAA
Messenger RNA from Pieris macdunnoughi, 339 nucleotides. The record is from the annotation of a GenBank genome assembly. NCBI's taxonomy places the organism in Eukaryota, Metazoa, Arthropoda, Insecta, Lepidoptera, Pieridae.